Condylostylus longicornis is the source of this 849-nucleotide messenger RNA. RefSeq names its product lactoylglutathione lyase (gene Glo1). The record is from RefSeq and is a predicted model, not a curated record. The transcript is spliced from 3 exons. Bases 48 to 686 code for a protein of 212 amino acids. Gene Ontology annotation, molecular function: metal ion binding; lactoylglutathione lyase activity. Lineage: Eukaryota; Metazoa; Arthropoda; Insecta; Diptera; Dolichopodidae.
ACAGUUGUUUUUAUUUUUACAAUUAAUAAUUUUGCUGUCAAAAAUUUAUGAGUUUUCCGGCUAAUGUGUCACAUAUUUAUCGGAGAUUCUUCCAAUUACCUGUGUUUAGUGGAAUAAAAAACGGGACCAGAUUUGUUAAACGCACAAUGAGCGAUUCCAAAGGCUUAACAGAUGAAGAAGCCAAGGCAUUAUGCAAGAAGGCUGACCCUUCAACAAAGGAAUUUUUAUUUCAACAAACCAUGUUUCGUAUAAAAGAUCCACAUAAAUCCAUACCAUUUUAUACUGGAAUUUUGGGAAUGACAUUAUUGCAAAAAUUAGACUUUCCAGAAGCUAAAUUUUCUCUAUAUUUUAUGGGGUUCGAAAAAGAGGAUGAAGUGCCUACAGAGAAAAAGGAACGAACUAAAUGGGCUUUAAGUAGAAAAGCAACACUUGAAUUAACUCAUAAUUGGGGAACUGAAAAUGACCCUAAUCAAGCUUAUCAUAAUGGAAAUUCGGAUCCAAGAGGAUUUGGACAUAUAGGAUUGGAAGUUCCAGAUGUAUAUGCUGCUUGUAAAAAAUUUGAAGAGUUAGGUGUUGAAUUUGUUAAAAAACCUGAUGAUGGUAAAAUGAGAGGAUUAGCUUUUAUUAAGGAUCCUGAUGGUUAUUGGAUUGAAAUUUUCAAUUCAAAUACAGUUGCUAAUUACUAAUUAAUUGUGCCUUAAUACAGAUAUGCAUUAAUACAAUGAGACUUCUUAUAAGAAAAAGCAAUCACUAUAAAGAUUUUUUAAAAUAUUUAAAAUAUUUUUCAAUAAUUUGUUUUAUGUUUAAUUUAAAGGCUGUAAAGCAAUAAAUCAGAAAAUAUUAUUAUAA